This is a messenger RNA of Zingiber officinale, 3074 nucleotides long. Its product is annotated as F-box protein At5g39450-like. The transcript has 8 exons. Gene Ontology annotation, molecular function: protein binding. The record is from RefSeq and is a predicted model, not a curated record. NCBI's taxonomy places the organism in Eukaryota, Viridiplantae, Streptophyta, Magnoliopsida, Zingiberales, Zingiberaceae. Bases 1161 to 2963 code for a protein of 600 amino acids.
GCAUUAAUUAGGGAUGAAAGGCUAUUGGAAAGGUACCAAAAUCUGGCAGUCAUGGACAGAGAAGCCCCCUCGUUAGCCCACGCCGCGCGUCGCCUGCAGCUCCGCCACCGUCGCUGCCAAGGUCCGUCGCUGCCAAGGCCGGAGCAGACUGUAAGAGAAAUAUUAGAGAGAUGGUUGCAUCUGGUGCUUUAGCGAAACAACAAACUGCUGAUAGGUUUCAACAAAUAAAAAAGGAAGUUAAUGAGAUCAUCAGAGCCCCUUUUUCUCAGCCGAAUUAGUAGUUGACCAAGCAACAAGAUGGUUCAACUGAUGCUUUUCAGGAAAUCAGUAACGAUGGAGCAAGAUCUUCAAAAGAAAAAUUUGUCAUGAGCACUGUGUUAUAAGACAUAUCUCUAUGAUUUGUAUGUUGAGGGAAUGGUCAAAAGAUAAGGGCCCUCGCUGCAGAAAGCUCUAUGUAGAGCUUGCAGAAUUAUGGCCUUAGUGGCUACAUGGAUAAUGUUAGACUUAAAGAUGCCAUUUACAGAGCAAAAGGAAGGAGAAGCGCACUUUACAGGCAGCAUAAGGGGAAUUGACAGGCUCGCAGUGAAGAGAAGUCGAAGAGGCAAAAGUUGGCUUCGACAACAGGAGCAGAGAAGCUUAAUCCAACUGCUCAAGUUCUAACUGGACGAAAGAAAGCCAGCAUCGUUUGAUAGACGCUGAGCAUACAAGCAAAAAAUCCUGAUCAGAAAAUGACUGCAGUGGACGAUGAUCCAGUCAAUGGAAGAUGGCGUGCAAAUAAUUGUUGGCGAAGUUCAUGAUUGGUCUGGUGGACUACCAGUUCCAUCAUGAUUUUUAUUUCACAACUCUUCUCUUAUCCCAUUAAUUAAGCUAAGUUGGAACCUCACCUCAAUUCUGUCUGUUCCAAUUAUUCAAGGUAUAUCAAGGAGAGAAGACGGCAAAGCUCGCUGUUACAAUGCACGUCAAAGUGAUCUGGCGUCAUCUCACUCCCAUGUGGAUUGUGUGUGAGCAUUCGAUGGAUACCUCAUCACGCAAUUGAUAGAAGCGUCUGUCAGGGCGCUUGUCAUGGGACCUCGUGGUCAGACAAGACUACUGGAAUCGGGAGCGAGGCGCCGCCUUCAUGGCUGCGGCGUCCUUCGGAGCCUGAGAUAGCGAUCGUGGCGAUGGAAAGGGGCCGCCUUUGGAUGGAGAACUGCGGCUCCCGUCUUUUCCUGUCGCUGCCGGACGACGUGCUUGCGCUCAUCUCGGAUCAUCUCCGUCCGGCCGAUCUCUGCGCGCUGAGCCUUUGCUGCCGCGGUCUCCGACCGGCGAUCGCCGCCUCCGAGAAGGUCUGGCUUGCGCAGUGCCGCCGUCUCAGCCCGCCGCCGCAUGCGCUCCCCCUCUGGCGCGAGGGCGUGCGGUCUUACCGCGCCCUCUGCCGCUUCCUCGCCGCCGUCGCGCCGCUACUCGGCGUUUGGGUCCACCAGAACCCCGAGCUCGGCAACGUGGUGUGCGUCCUCUGGGGAUUCCUCUCCGUCGUCGGCGUUCGCGUCAUACCUCAGGAGCUCGGGCCGCUGGGUCUCGACGAGGGGCCUCUGCUUUGGGCGCCGGUGUUUGAGAUCCUUGCCGACGACGAUGGAUCUCCCUCCUGUUUCUUUCUCCAUGGCCGUGGCGAGAACGGAGAGGAAUCCCUCUUCCCCGGCUCCAUCGGAUCCAUCGACUCCUCCUGCAACAUCCUCCUCCUCGAGGUCGAGGCCCGCCACAAAGAGACAGGCUUUCAUCAAUCCUGGAUCUUCUCAUCCAUCGCCGACAGCAAAGAUCCCACCUUUGUGAGACGACUUCGCCGGUGUGACACCAACACGGCCUCUGCUCCCGCUGCAGCACUACUGCCUCCUCCGCUCAUCCCAUUCGCGCGACUUCCAUUCAGCGAUCGUCGCGGGCUUCUAGACCGAGUGGCUGGCAGAGUCGCCCUCGAUGUCCCGCCGGAUCUGACCGCCGCUCCUCUAUUCGAUCAUUGUGACAACGCAGAGCAGUUGGCCCAUCGCCGGUCUGUGAUCGUCAAGAUGCACAAGCAGCUGAACGGAGGGCGAAUCGAUUGGAAAGACUACCAAUUGGAGGAACGCUCGGCGCAGCACAAAAGCGCUGCGAAUGGAGAUGAGCUCCACCACCACUACAAACGAAACGCCCUAUUCUCCGUGGCAGCGUACUUUAGAGACGGAUUCAAACAAUUCAUCGCCAGGUCGAAUCCCCGUGAUUUGACAUCCCACAAGAAGCACCCGCCGCUGCACCAGUUCUUGAUGCCCGGCGACAGCCUCGGUCUGAGCUUGCGAGCUGCGCACAUGAGGUUGACCACGUACAGAGCGUGGCCCGACAUGCACGACAACUGGUUCGCUCUCUACAAACUCCGUAUGCCGAUCCCAACCGCCGGUCACGAGCUCGCGGGGCUAUGGGGUGGCACCUUCGGCUGGCCUCCGGCGCGGCCGUCGCAGGACAAGCCGGGGAAGGCUCUAUUCUUCCUUCGUCUCACCUACGAGGAAGAAGAGGGACGGCCUCUUUUGGUCGCCACCAAGCUACUGGAAGGCACCCACUACGUCCUUCACCCCAAUGGCUCCGCAAUGUUCGUGGCUAAGGUCGACGAGGCAUCGUCGGAUGCAUUCCCGUGGGACAACGACGGUGAGAUGGAAGUGAAGCAGAGUUACACCGGGGAGGGAAUCGCCGGUGGGUACGGAUUCCGGUACCCUGGAUGCAAGCCCGGCGCCUUGUUCGUGCUCCAGAACGGGCUGCUCGCGUUCGUGUGGAAGGAGUCGAAGUCGGUACUGAUGCUGCAGAGGAUCGACCUGCCGGAGCUGCUCAAGAAAGGAGAAAGAGUGGCGACGCUGCCUCCGGUCGCCAACUUUUGCUACCUCACCAAGUCCUACUCCAAUGUCUUUGUUGGCGUUCACAAUAGCAGCAGUUCAAAUGGUUCAUGUAUACACCACGCUAUCUAAUCUCUGAAUCAGGCUGUGUACAUUUUCUACUUGAAUCUGAUUGUUGUAUUAAUGUGAGAGAGCGUAGACAGGAAUUCAUGGCAAUCAAUAAAGAGAAAGUAGUUUGGCAAA